AGCAGUGCCAACCAUGAACUCCCUACUCACAAUUCCUGUCGAGCUCGCGCACCACGCCCUAACAUUCUGCCCAGCAUGGGACAUCGUCUCCUUCGCCCUCACCAGCCGCCUCGCGCACGCCAUCGCGCUCGAGUCGACGAAUCAGUCCUUCUGGCGCGACGUCUUCCUCACCUCUCAUUUCGAUGAUCCCCGCGACGCUUGGCGGCUCCCCGAAGGCACGCACUCUACGCUAGAUGGCUACGACUGGCUUGGCGAGCUUCGCGCGCGCCUCUCGGCCGAGCUGCUGGCUGCCCGGCCGGACCGGCUUGACGACCCCGCUGCGUACGAGGGGAUGCUGGCCGCGCUCGUCCGCGCCGCCAGAGAAAUACCUCCUCUGCGCGAGGGUCAGCCAGAUUUACGCAACGUUGAAUGGCUCGAACAUCUGCUGAAAUAUCCCGGGCUACUCAAUGACGAUGUCUCACGACUGUCCAUCGAGGGGCAACGCCUACAUGGGCUCCUGCAUGUUUUUACUGGACAUAUAUUCGACGAGAGUACGCCCGAGAACUCCUUGCGCUACCGCAGAAAUGCUAGUAGGGCGUAUACAUAUGAUAUGCGCAAGUACUCUCGCGCAAACACAUGGUCGCCCCUCCUGCUGACCGGGGAGGUUGACUGGCUUCACCUCGACCACCUGGCCAACGUGAUAAUUGGGAACAUACGCGACGUGCCAUUUCUCGUAGACGACCAGAAACCUCCGUUUGGACUUGAGCACACGCGAGCUUAUUCUGCUCCGGGGCAAUAUCCCGCUAGGGAUUGGGCAGGAGUAGAGGGCACAUGGAGGCGCUAUGUGUGCUUUAUGGACUACAGAGACCUGGCAGUAUUCAACAUGCAGGCCCCCCUGCACGCCGAAGGCGCCCGCGACCUCUCCUUCUUCGACAGACCCGCCUUUCGCGAGGCCGUCCGCCUGCUCUCCGUCGAUCUCCAAGUCGUCGACCGCGCGGCAAUCGAAGCACCGCUGCCUGAAUUUAUCGGCGUGUACGACGACCCGCCAGCAGACUUCCCCUACCAGCCAAUAUACUUCAACGGCGUCUCCGAGACCGCCGACGGCGGACACCUGCACCUCGAGGGCUGCGUGAUGAUGGGCAUCGACGGGACAGUGCGGUGGUAUUUUGUGAUGAGACGUUCCAGCAGGUGUCCUCGAUAGGUGGGGAGCUUCAGUGGAGUUCGCGUGGUGUGCAGGUGGGCGGCGUGGGAAGCGCGACGGGUGUGGUGGGCA
Molecule: messenger RNA, 1252 nt
Organism: Schizophyllum commune H4-8
Lineage: Eukaryota; Fungi; Basidiomycota; Agaricomycetes; Agaricales; Schizophyllaceae
Exons: 6
Molecular function (GO): protein binding
Source: RefSeq, a predicted model, not a curated record